Molecule: messenger RNA, 1734 nt
Organism: Harmonia axyridis
Lineage: Eukaryota; Metazoa; Arthropoda; Insecta; Coleoptera; Coccinellidae
Product: KIF-binding protein-like
Exons: 5
Coding region: 88-1608 (506 amino acids)
Source: RefSeq, a predicted model, not a curated record
AUCGACGUUCAAAACGUGACGUACAAAAAUAUACAAAAUUUUGAAGUUCUUUUUGAAAAUUUUCAUUCACAUUCUACAAAUUAAAUUAUGGCCAACGAUUUACUGAACGAAAAUGCAUUGAAAGAAAUGGGUGCAAUAUUUGACAAUCUAAGCGUUUAUCUCUACAAGGAAAAACAGACUAAUGAAAAUGAUCAGAAUGUAGAGAAUAAGGACAGCGAUGUAGUAAAUGGUUAUUUCGAACAGCUAUUGGAGAAGAUAGAGGGAUACCUAACUGCAAGUGAAAAUUCUAGCCAAGAAUUCGUCAAGAUUCUGUCUAUGAAGGCCUCACUGUUGUAUGAGAAAGCGAAAAUGAGACUUUUGCGCGAAUCAUGUACUGAUGCGCUCCAAACUUUGCAAUCUACUCUUAAAUUGAUUGAAGAUUAUGCUGAUCAUGAUUAUAUAAUAUUUCUAUAUUUAAGGAUUGUUAAUCAUGUAUCUUACCUUUUGUCGAAAGAUGGGAAGCUGGAAGAAGCAAGAACGCUUUUGGAAACUAUCCUAUAUAAAGAAUAUAGUCCAGAUAUUGUUGUUUACAGUACCGAAGAUUUGUUCAAGGUGGACGAACCAGACCCAAUGUUAUGCAGACUAAAAUUCAAUAAGCUUAUGCUCAAUAAUAUUCAAAUGUUGGGUUGGAUAUAUGGGAAGUUGGGUUUUCAAGACCUACACGCAUUCAUGGAACAUUUAUAUCUACAGAAACAGUUAGAUAUCGAUGAUUUGAACAUAAUAAAUUGGACUUCUAAAUGCUGUCGCUUGGUUAUCAUUUACCUGACCACCAAUAAUUGGAUUUAUGCGAGAUAUUAUUUAGCUUCAGUUGGAGCAUUGCUGGCUCAAAAAACCACCGACUCCAAACUGACCAUUGAGCCUCAAGCUAAAGUCAGCCUAAGUAAAGCGUGGAUCCACUAUGGACUACAUUUGUUCAGUGCCAGCAAGAAGAAACUGUUGGAAAAGAUGUACGACAAUGAAAACGAUGCCACGGAUAUAGAAGAAAAACCCCCAUUCCAAGUAUUGGAACAGCACAAGUUCCGUGGUUUACAAGUUACGAUACCGAACAUACCUGCCAAUUACAUAACAAACACACAAGAUGCCAGGACUCUCUUCGUUCAUACCCAGAACUGGUUGAAACACAUACGUACAUUUUAUACGUUGAGGGAUUAUCCCCUGCAAUACGUCAACGCAGUAUUAGAUUUAAGCGAAUUGUACAGAUUUUUGGCAUUUUACGAAACAGAUCUCGAGUCUCAGUAUAACGUCCAAAAGAGAAGAUCCGAGACGCUUGAAGCACUCAGUACUCUAUUAAGAGAAGUGAGACCAAGCUGUUACACAGCUGUGAGCAUUGAACUGUGGAGAGAAUUGGCCGAAGUACAAAUCGAGAUGAUGGGGAUCAAUUUGAAAAGGUUAUACACAUUCGAAUGCGAGCAAGAAACGGUUGGAAAUAUAAAGAAGAGGAUAGAAGCAGUAUCCGAAGUUCAUGAUAAGCUUGAAUCAAUUGGAGAUACAAUCCUUACAGUUCAGCCCAAUGAAACAGAAGUUGAGAACCAAGAAUUGAACUUAUCAUCUGGAGAAUCCUGCCAAUGAGAAUCGUCAAAGGAAGCUGUGAAUUUUUGCAUGAAAUUGUCAAAAUAGUGUCUUAUUAACAAUUAUUAUGAAAAUGUCAGUAUAAUAUUAAGAUUAUCUAAAAAUGAAUUGUUCCAUCUUGAGAAA